AUGGUCCGUGACGAACUUUUGCCUCCGUUGGCGAGGGUCACCGAUCAGGAUCAACGAGGAGUCCUGUGGAUUAUUGCAACAAUAUGUYUGUUGUUUAUGACCCUCACCUUCGCCGCCCGAGUCUUUGUGCGAUGGAUGCGGUUUCAACCAGAUGAUUAUGCGAUUUCCGCUGCCUGCUUGCUGGUCGUGGCUCAGACGGGCGUAUCAUUCGCGGCUGUCGGUUUGGGCCUUGGAACUACAACAACCACGCUCGAAGAUGGCAGUAUUCAGACCAUCUGGCGACUCGUCCUUGCCAGUGAGGUCUUGUUCAUCUUGGCCAUCUUCACAGCAAAGGGAGCUGUGCUGCUCACGAUAAGAAAGAUCUUGCCACCAAAUAUGACCUUGAGAAUUGCUUUCACAUAUACGAUCAUGGUCGUGGGAGCGCUCUGUUUGGCCUCCGUGCUCGCCGUAACCAUCAACUGUGAUAGCCGUAGCCUCUUUGCAGAGGAAGAGCGUCGCUGUCAUCAGUGGCCUCGGUGGACCGGCGUCGCUAUUGCAGACUCUGCGACAGACAUAUGGGCGUUUGGUCUCUUCUGCUGGGUCAUAUGGCCGCUCCAGAUGCGCGUCGGCUACAAAAUCACUUCUACGGCACUGCUAGGUCUUCGACUCAUAUGUAUAGCUUUUACCGGCGUGCAUGCGCACUACGUUGCCGUCUUUGAGCGAAGCACCAAGCCUUCUGUGGACGUUAUAACCCCACUGGUCUGGCAACAGCUGGCUCUCACCUAUUCACUACUUUCGGCCAUGUCAAUCGCCCUCAGACCUUUCUUCCGCGACUUCCACUCUGGGAUGGGUAUGGAUGUCGGGCAUCUCAACGAAGACAAGUACGGGAAAGGCAGUACCAUACAAGACAGCGGGGCAUUUCAGAUGAACAACCUACCCUCCAAGCAGCAGAAGUCAGAGGACAAGAACACAGCACCUGCGCAAGACGGCGACAGCGAUCACGAACUUGUCGACACCUGUGAAAGGUACCGUGGGACGAAGGGUGAUACGCACUACGAGGCCGCCAUCUUCCAAGGUGAUCGAAAGCCAAGCAGCGGCGGCGGCGGCGUUAGCCCCCAUGAUUUCAUCCGGYGCGACGUAGAAUAUGUCGUUAGUUAUGACAAAGCAUGA
Ramularia collo-cygni is the source of this 1149-nucleotide messenger RNA. RefSeq lists its product as uncharacterized. Lineage: Eukaryota; Fungi; Ascomycota; Dothideomycetes; Mycosphaerellales; Mycosphaerellaceae. The record is from RefSeq and is a predicted model, not a curated record. The transcript has 5 exons. Bases 1 to 1149 code for a protein of 382 amino acids.